This is a messenger RNA of Indicator indicator, 630 nucleotides long. It is a transcript of the gene MTHFS, whose product is annotated as methenyltetrahydrofolate synthetase. The record is from RefSeq and is a predicted model, not a curated record. Gene Ontology annotation, biological process: tetrahydrofolate interconversion; folic acid-containing compound biosynthetic process. NCBI's taxonomy places the organism in Eukaryota, Metazoa, Chordata, Aves, Piciformes, Indicatoridae. The coding region runs from base 1 to 630 and encodes 209 amino acids. Gene Ontology annotation, cellular component: mitochondrion. Gene Ontology annotation, molecular function: 5-formyltetrahydrofolate cyclo-ligase activity. The transcript has 3 exons.
AUGGAGCCGCCGGGGAAGGGCGACGAGAUGGCGGCGGCGCUGCGGGCCGCUAAGCAGGCGCUGCGCGGCGAGCUGCGGCAGCGGCUGCGGGCGCUGGGCGCCGAGGAGAAGCAGCGCCAGUCCCUCCUGCUGAGCCGUAAGGUGCUUGGCCAUCCCAAGUACAAAGAAUCCAGAAGAAUUGCAAUCUUCCUGAGUAUGCCAGAUGAAAUCCAGACAGAAGAAAUCAUCCAGGAUAUUUUUAAGCAAGGAAAAGAGUGUUUUAUCCCACGCUACAAGCCUCAGAGCAAUCACAUGGACAUGCUGAAGUUGCUGUCAGCUGAAGACAUUUCUUCCCUUGCUUUGACAUCCUGGAAUAUUCUUCAGCCUAGUGAUGAUGACAGUGCAAGAGAGGAGGCCCUUGCUGGUGGAGGUCUUGACCUUAUCUUCAUGCCAGGCCUUGGGUUUGACAAAAAAGGCAACAGACUGGGAAGAGGGAAAGGAUAUUAUGAUACCUACCUUGAAAGAUGCAUGAAACACCCCAGGGGGAAGCCUUACACCAUUGCCUUGGCCUUUAGGGAACAGAUUUGUGAAUCAGUGCCUGUGGCAGCAAAUGAUGUCCAAGUAGAUGAAAUCCUUUAUGAAGACUGCUGA